CCGGAUAUGUUGAGUUCGAAGCUUGCUGGAUUCCUUCUUCUUCUUCUUCUCUGUGUGGUAUGUGUUGCCGGCAGCGGGAGCAGUAGUUUCAGUGAUUACAAUCUAUUGCGAAAAAGUCCUCAUGAAAAGAGUGUCGUCACAAAACGGCCUAAAUUUCCCAUAGUGCCUUCUGACUCACUUCCUGUCAACCUGAACGAGAAACCCGACAAAAAACACGAUCCGAGGGCUGAAAACCUAAAACCGGAGAUUUUACGCAAACUACUCGGACGGUUUUUCAUCGAGGAAUUCAUGUCCGUCAAACGACCGAACGAAAGUAUAACAAAGCCUAACGGGACCCUCGCCUUGCGCUUUCAGAGGGGUUACCCUGUAGGGAGACGGCCCCCAUUUCUAGCUCGAUUCGGGCGCAUUAAUCUCAAAGAUGAAACCGGGAGACGUUUCCGGCAGUUGGAUUUGAACGUUGAGACAGAAGCGAAGAGAAAAGUGGCUAAGUUUAUCCGGACUUACACAUAUUGUCCCGUCAUAUAUACAUGGAAGGACCUGGGUAUACGCUUCUGGCCCCGCUGGAUCAAAGAAGGCCAGUGUCACCAGCGGGGACGGUCGUGUUCUUUACCGCCGGGCAUGCGCUGUAAACCUAGCUAUUCACAAACUAUUAUUCUACUUCGUUUCCAUUGUUGGCCCGAUGCUAAAAUCUGUAACUGGAUUCAUGCCCAGUAUCCUAUAAUUAGUGCCUGUAAAUGUAAAUGUUAAUUAGCUAAUCAAUAAAACAAAAACAAACAUUAAAAUGAACGGAGAAAAAGUAAAGAUCGAACACAUAUUAACCUCUUCCCAUCAUACUCAACACCCCACGUUGUUAUACACUGAUGAUAACAACGCAGCAUCAGUCUUCACGCUUCAUCCUUCCUCUUUCAACAAGUUUACAGUUGAACCUAAGACAUUACUGAUAUUUAGAAUACACUGGCCAAACUGGACAGAGUUUAGCAAUUGUAUUCAUCGAAAUUCACCACUGACUAAAAUUUGUUGACCUAAAUUCACCCCUGAUCAAAAUAUGUUAACCUAAAUUCACCCCUGGUUAAAAUGUCCUGAUCAAACUUCGCAGAGGGUUAAAAUAUAUUGGCCUAAAUUUACCAUUGGUUAAAGCGUGUUGACUUAAAAUUCACCCUUGGUUAAAAUAUUUUGACCUAAAUUUACCCCUGGUUAAAAUAUUCUGACCUAAAUUCACUCCUGGUUAAAACAUUUUAACUUAAAUUCAUUCCUGGUUAAAAUAUUGUGACCGAAAUUCACCCCUGGUUAAAAUAUUUUGAUUGAAAUUCACCCCUGGUUAAAAGAUUUUAACUUAUAUUCAUUCCUGGUUAAAAUUUUGUGACCUAAAUUCACCCCUGGUUAAAAUAUUUUGACCUAAACUCACACCUGGUUAAAUUAUGUUGACCCAAAUUCACCCCUGGUUGUAUUCUAAUGUUAAUACUUCACGAACACACUUUUACCCCUUUCUUUUUCAAUUCAUUUACCCCAGUUUAGCAUCUGUAAAAAAUUCAACUAUGUAUUGGUAACUCUACAAAAUAUGCACACACAAUUUUCACCACUGGACUAAAAUGUGUUGACCUAACAUUACGACAGCUUAAAAUUCGUUGACCAACAAAUAUAGCUGACUCCGGUAUAAUGACCUAUUUUAAUAAACACACUCCAUAUAUUUAUACUAAAUAUAUCAAAAUUUUUACUUAAGUUAACCAUUGAUUAAAAUUAUUUGGACCAGAAUUGGCUAAAAUGUGUUAGCCCAAGUUAACCCCUGGUUAAAAUAUGUAUUGUCCUAAACUGACCACUGGUUAAAAUGUGCAGUGAACAGACUCCACAGACAUUUAAAAUAUAUUGGCCUCAAUUCACACAGGCUUAAAUUUACCACUGCUAAAAAUGUUGACCUAAAUUUACCCCUGGUUAAAUUACGUUGACCCAAAUUCAUUUCUGGUCGUAUCUUAACUUUACCAUUUUGUGAAUAAACUUUAGACGCACUUUAAAAAAAAAAAACUCAUUCAUGAAAGUUUAUUACCGGUAAAAACUCAAUUACACAUUGGUAACUACGGAAUAUGCUCACACUAUUUUUAGCACUGGAUUAAAAUGUGCUGCCCCAGGUUAAAAUUCGUUGAUCCACAUUUUCAGUUAACCCAAUUGUACCAAUGUUGGCAUUCAUUGACCUAAUUUAAUGACCACGCUUCAUAUAUUUGUACCAAAUAUAUAAAAUUCAUUGACCUAAGUUUACAACUGGUUCUGGUUCAAACUAUUUGAGUUAGAAUUACCAUUGGUUGAAAUGUGUUAGUCCAUGCUUAAAAUAUAUCCAUCACUGGUUAACAUUUCUUUGUUUAAAUUCACCCUUGGUUAAAAUGUGUUAAUUUCAAUUCACACAGGGUUAAAUUUCACCCAUGGUUAAAACAUUGACAAUAGAUUUUUCUAUACAACCAUGCGAUUGUAUAGCGAGCCUUUGAACAUGAAAGAAAAUAUGAUUGCCCUAAAUAGAAAACAGAAUUGACCCCUAAGCCAUUUGCGAUAAAGGAGAAAAAUAUGACCCCUUUUUUUAUGUAUCAAGGACAACUGAAUAAAACUACACUCCAGCAUUGCAUGACACAGAGGGACAAAGUUUGGCUCUGGUAAUCAACAAUCACACCUAUAAAUGUUUGUAAAGCAGUGGUCAGUGAUAAAAGACGAAAGAUAAAAGACUGUAAUGGUCAAUGAUUAAGGUGUUGUGAUUAAAAUCAAUAAUUAUUGGUGACGUCUAAUCCGCCUGAGACCGCCAUCUGGUUUUCUCAUUUGAACUUCUUCGUUUUAAAGUGAUUUAAAUUUUAAAGAAAUAAAAGAAAAAAACAAAACAAAACCUUCCAUUAAAAUUUUAUGUUAAUUUAUGUU
Messenger RNA from Octopus bimaculoides (California two-spot octopus), 2892 nucleotides. RefSeq names its product noggin-2. Gene Ontology annotation, biological process: negative regulation of BMP signaling pathway; negative regulation of cell differentiation; osteoblast differentiation. NCBI's taxonomy places the organism in Eukaryota, Metazoa, Mollusca, Cephalopoda, Octopoda, Octopodidae. The record is from RefSeq and is a predicted model, not a curated record.